This is a messenger RNA of Cyprinus carpio (common carp), 2403 nucleotides long. Its product is annotated as E3 ubiquitin-protein ligase TRIM39-like. The record is from RefSeq and is a predicted model, not a curated record. Lineage: Eukaryota; Metazoa; Chordata; Actinopteri; Cypriniformes; Cyprinidae. The transcript is spliced from 10 exons. Gene Ontology annotation, biological process: protein ubiquitination. The coding region runs from base 1 to 2094 and encodes 697 amino acids. Gene Ontology annotation, molecular function: ubiquitin-protein transferase activity; zinc ion binding; protein binding.
AUGGUGAAUCACCAUGCCCAGGGUCGUCACAUGUGGUUUCUGCAAGACCAAGGAAAAGACAAAGCAGACAGUAUUAAGCUCUUCACUGAUCUGAUGCGCUCCAUUGAAAGAUGUCAGUCUGAGCUGCUGGAGAUGAUGGAGCAGAAGCAGAAAUCAGCAGAGAAGCAGGCUGAACUGAUGAUUAAAGAGCUGGAGCAGGAGAUCACUGAGCUAAAGAGGAGAGACACUGAGCUGGAGCAGCUCUCACACACUGAGGAUCACCUGCACCUCCUACAGAUUUACCCAUCGCUGAUCAGACCUCCAUGCACCAGCACUGAGAUCAUUAUUAGUGACACUCAGCUGAGUGUGGAGACCCAACCUCUGAGGAAAGGUCUGGUUCAACUGGAGGAGACUCUAGACGAGAAACUCAGCAAGUCUGCACACAAAAAACCAUCCGAGACGAGGAGGAGGAGUCUGGAUGCACCUCCAUUAUCUCUGUCAAAUGAGCUCCAGUGUUCGAUCUGUCUGGAUUUGUUCACUGAUCCAGUCAGCACUCCAUGUGGACACAACUUCUGUAAGAACUGCCUGAACCAGUGCUGGAACAACAGUCAGACCUACAACUGUCCAUUCUGUAAAGAAACAUUCAGUAAAAGACCCGACCUCAAGAUCAACACAGCACUCAGACAGGUUGUGCAGCACAUUAAGGAAAAGUCUGGUCUGAGUAAAUCUGAGGUUCUCUGUGACUUCUGUGAUGAUAUUAAGAUGAAAGCGCUGAAGAUGUGCCUGGUGUGUCAGAGCUCUUACUGUGAAACUCACCUGGAGCCCCAUCAAAGAGUCGCACAUUUAAAGAAACACAAACUGAUCGAUCCCGAGGCGAAUCUUGAGGACUAUAUCUGUCAGAAACAUGAGAAACCUCUGGAGCUGUUCUGUAGAGAUGAUCAGACAUGUGUGUGUUUGCUCUGCGCAAUGAAAGACCACAAGAAUCACAACACUGUUGCUGUAGAGGAGGAGUGCGGAGAGAGGGAGCCUCAGCUGAUGAAGAUGCAGACAGAAGUGCGGCAGAUGAUCCAGAACAGAAUUAAGAGAAUCCAAGACAUCAGACACUUAAAAGAAGUAAAAAAUGAAUCAUCAGAAAAAGAAAAAGCAGACAGUACUGAGCUCUUCACUGAUCUGAUGCGCUCCAUUGAGAGAUGUCAGUCUGAGCUGCUGAAGAUGAUGGAGCAGAAGCAGAAAGCAGCAGGGAAGCAGGCUGAAGAGCUGAUUAAAGAGCUGGAGCAGGAGAUCACUGAGCUAAAGAGGAGAGACACUGAGCUGGAGCAGCUCUCACACACUGAGGAUCACCUGCACCUCCUACAGAUUUACCCAUCGCUGAUCAGACCUAAAUUCACCAGCAGCUGGUCUGAGAUCAGUAUUAGUGACACUCAGCUGAGUGUGGAGACUCUGAGGAAAGCUCUGAUUCAACUGCAGGAGACUCUAGACGAGAAACUCAGCAAGUCUGUCCAGAAGACAAUGCAGCAUGCAGGUACAAAAGUCAGUGAUGCUGAGAGUGUUCCCAAGACAAUGCAGUUAUAUGGAGUGGAUGUGACUCUGGAUCCUGAUACAGCUCAUCCAAAUCUCAUUCUGUUUGAUCAUGGAAAACAAGUGAGAUAUGGAGAUAUUAAUCUUGAACUCCCAGACAACCCAGAGAGGUUUGAUUAUUGUCCCUGUGUCCUGGCAAAAGAGGGAUUCAGCUCAGGGAGAUUUUAUUUUGAGGUGCAGGUAAAAGGAAAGACUGAUUGGGAUUUAGGAGUGGCCAGAGAAUCCAUUAACAGGAAGGGAAUGAUCACAGCAGCUCCUGAAGCUGGGUACUGGAUUGUAAUACUGAGGAAUGAGAAUCAGUAUCUGGCUUGUGAAUCUCCCCCUUUUCCCCUCUUUCCGAAAGUGAAGCCUCAGGUAGUGGGUGUGUUUGUGAAUUAUGAGGAAGGUCUGGUCUCCUUUCAUGAUGUUGAGUCCAGGUCUUGCAUUCAUUCUUUCACUGGUCAGUCUUUCACUGAGAAACUCUACCCAUACUUUAGCCCUUAUGAUAAUAAAAAAGGUAGAAAUGAAGCACCACUGGUAAUUGGGUACAAUAAAUGAAUAUACACCACCCAUAUGAAAAUAAGAUUUAGGACUACAGUAUGAAUACUUUCUGUUUUGAAAUGAUGCAUUAUGUCAUCACAUGUUUGCCUAUAGCAUUUGUUUUUCAGCUUUGAAACCCUGCUUCUCAGUUUUUAUAUUUUUAAUUUCUGUUCUGAAGGGUCAAAAGUUUGCUAAAGCCAUUUUAAAGUACUGCUCUCAAGUGAAAUUACACGUAAAAUGGAUCUGAUACAUCUGUAUGUUAAUCAUGUUUUUGCAGUUUGUACAUUUAUUUCUAAUAAAUUUAAUGAAAUAUAAACACAUGGCACA